GAGAUAAAAAAACAUUCCCUUGACAUGAACUUCGUCCCAUAUACAACCGACCACGCCGGCCACAUAAUUCCACCGGAUGUAAUAGUCCAACUCCCAUUACCCCUGGAAGAUAAUGAUCUCUUGGCGAAGCCAAGACGAGGGCGACUUCCUUCGCGGCCACCAAACACCUUCUUAAUAUUUAAGAGCGCUUAUACUCGGGUCCUACAGUCCAGAGGUUUGUGGGACCUUAGAAUGAGGGAAGUCACCAGUAGCGCAGCAAAAGCCUGGCGGAUAGCCGCACCUGAGGUCAAAGAUGAAUGCCGUAAGUUGGCGAGCGUUGCAAAGAGAAGGCAUGAAGAAGUGUAUGGACCUGCACCGCCACGCCGUCGCGCUCGCAACAGAAGACGGCAAGGUCGCCGUGUGAUUACAGAAGAUCCCGUCCCUCAAGCUUCACCGUCGAGUUCUCCGUCGGAAGACUUUUCAUCCUCCAUCCCCGCGGCCUCCGCUCAGGACCCUGCAUUCUAUUACAAUAGUUUAAUAUCAUCAAUUUCUGGCACAGGCGGCUGGUCUGAUUACGAGAUUGACCUGGGUGCCCAGGGAUACAUCACCAAUCUGUACAACCAGUGCUCUAUUCUUAAAACGUCUUCAUUGUUUUGGAAUUUGAGAACUCGUGUCCGACAACAAUGGGAUGACCUUCUAAACUGCGGGGUUUCUACCGGUGACAAUGGUUUAAGGGAUUUGACUAUCCCUAUUCGGUCAGCGUGGGGGCAAGGACAUAAUUGA
Molecule: messenger RNA, 762 nt
Organism: Acaulospora morrowiae
Lineage: Eukaryota; Fungi; Glomeromycota; Glomeromycetes; Diversisporales; Acaulosporaceae
Source: the annotation of a GenBank genome assembly